Ananas comosus (pineapple) is the source of this 940-nucleotide messenger RNA. RefSeq names its product GPI-anchored protein LLG1-like. The record is from RefSeq and is a predicted model, not a curated record. The coding region runs from base 132 to 653 and encodes 173 amino acids. NCBI's taxonomy places the organism in Eukaryota, Viridiplantae, Streptophyta, Magnoliopsida, Poales, Bromeliaceae. The transcript has 3 exons.
CGUCCCACCACUCUCUCUCCUCUCUAUCUCUCUCUAUCUCUCUCUCUCUCUCUCUCUAUGAACCCUUAAGGUACGAUUUUUACCUCUCUCUCUCCUCUUCGAUUUCCUUUGAAUUCGAUCGAGAGAGAGAAAUGGGUUCGAGCAAUGGCGCCUCAACGCAGGCGCUUCUCUUUUUCCUUCUCUUCUUCUUCAUCGGAUUCGCCUCCGCCACUUCCAUCUCCGGUGAUGUGUUCCAAUCUCACGGAUCCACUGGUCGGAGCCUCCUACAAGCCAAAAAGAGUUGCCCGGUGAAUUUCGAGUUCCUCAACUACACCAUUAUAACAAGCAAAUGCAAGGGCCCACAGUACCCGGCCUCGUUGUGUUGUUCCGCCUUCAAGGAAUUCGCGUGCCCAUACUCCGAUGAGUUAAACGACGGCACGAACGACUGCGCCUCGACGAUGUUCAGCUACAUAAACUUAUAUGGGAAGUACCCUCCGGGCCUUUUCGCGAGCGAGUGUAGAGAAGGAAAAGAAGGGCUCUCGUGCCCUCCCGAGCUCUCUCAGUCGCAGAAGGCCGUUAAUGCCAAUGCUGCUCGUAAAGGUCGGAGAAUCGACAGCUUCCCUGUCGUCGUCAUCUCCUUCUUAGGGUUCUUAAUGGCCUUCUCGAUGUACUAAAGACGAAAGUCGAUUAUAUAAACUACAAGUAAUGUAAUCGCAGGUGAAGUUGUAUUAAAACCUAACGGUUUGCGCGAUGAUAUGCAAAUAUUUAAUGUAUCUGGGCUUUGGGGUUUUGUUGUUUUCCUUUUAUGAAGAUUACGGCGAAAAUCGUGUGAAUUGUUAUUUGCCGAAGUUUUUAUGUACACAAAUGAAAGUGCAUUAUAGUGUGAUUAUUGGUUAUGUAUGACAUUUUGGGUGCAAUGUGGUGAAUGUGAUCAAAUGAGAAGAUCUCCAUUUUGUGUAAA